Saccostrea cuccullata (small rock oyster) is the source of this 2043-nucleotide messenger RNA. RefSeq lists its product as uncharacterized. The coding region runs from base 1 to 2043 and encodes 680 amino acids. The transcript has a single exon. Lineage: Eukaryota; Metazoa; Mollusca; Bivalvia; Ostreida; Ostreidae. The record is from RefSeq and is a predicted model, not a curated record.
AUGUCGGAAUCUGUGUUUGUGGGACUGUGUUCUAAAAUAGGAACCCCACAACAAGUCGCCAUGAGGAGAGAUGUGGUGGACAUUGAUGAGACAGUGAAAAGACAAGGGAAACCCAAUAAUAACCAGAGGUACAUGAUGAGUGGAAGUCGACGAGAAGGGUUCAGAUUGACAGGAUCAGAUGUAGACAGGAUGUUUUGGCCUAUUGAUCAUCAGGUGAUCUGGGACCGGCGCCAAUUUCAAAAUGUAAAUGGAAAAACCAUGAUAUUCGGUGAAUGUUCUAUAAGUCCGCCAGGAUUUGCUCUGCUUCAAAUCCUGACACCACCUUGGAACAGAGAUAUUUUCUUGGCCUGUUUCAUAAUGAAAAGAAGAGCUUAUAUUUCUAGUUCAGCCUACAAGAAGGUUAUGUGUUCCAAAUUCCAAAUUUCUACCUUCAGCGGGCCCUGUGGAAGCGGGAAUGUAGUUGGAGUAGAUUUUGAUAAUGCUUACUGUCUUGCCUCUGAUUUUUGGCCUCCAGCUGCCUCGUUAUGGAUAGAAAGAUGUCACGUGUGGCCUCCAGCUCAUGUUGUGGUAGAUAUCGUUCAGAGAGGAUGCCACUUGGUACCAGUUGGACAUCCACUAGGACAUUAUCAAAGUAAAGAAUGGAGAAUUUCUUUUUCUCUGGCAGAACAGAAACUUGUGUACUCGAUGAAUCACUGCCAGUUCUUGACUUACGGAUUGUUAAAAUUGUUCUUGAAGGAGGUCAUAAUUUGUCGGUCAGAGGAUAACGGAGCGGCAGAAGACAAUACCAAACUACUUUGUUCCUAUCACAUGAAAACAGUUGUGUUUUGGGUAAUUCAAGAAAACACCAUUCCAUGCUGGAGUACACAUAAUCUUUUGGAGUGUUUCUGGAUCUGUUUUAAAGUCAUCCUGAAGUGUGUGUACGAGGGGGUCUGUCCUAACUUUUUCAUUCCUCAAAACAACAUGUUUUUAGUGAAGAUAUACGGGGAGGCACAAAAUAGAUUAUUUUUAUGGUUGCAUUCAUUAUACACGACAGGUAUGGCAUCCCUAUUACGGAGUCCGUCCAUACGAUCACAUAUCGUACAAGUUCUGUGCAAUCCUAGGCGUUCCGUUUGUAUAGAUGAGCGUUACCUGACGUCUGAAAUCGAGUUUGAUAUUGAUUUAUUCAGUAAUUUGACCACUUUUGAUCUGCGCAAUGCCGAAUUUCAAAAAAGUUUGAAAUAUCUUCGAAAAAUCGAACAAUUGAUAAUUUCACCAGCUUCACCGUAUGAAAUUGUCAUGUUACAAAAAAUGUUAGCAGCUACACUUCACUUAAUUGCAUUCAUGUUGCAUACAGAGUACACAGGUACUAGAGACAAUAAAUGGAUGUACGCUGCUGACAAAAUGUCUUGUAACAUGUUGAAAGCUACAGCCAAGUUUGGGUUGAUUUCUGACAUGUUAUACAUUGCCAUGUAUUACUACAAGACAUUCAGAUACAAGAAAGCCAUAUCCGUAAUUGAGAUGACAAAGGCCAGGCUGUCACAGCCGCAUGUGAUGCAUUGGAUACAUGUGGACGUGGAGAGUUAUAUAGCGGCGCUCGGAGGACAGUCCUGGUCUACGAAGAUGAGAAAGGCUGUGGUCCAUAACAUUAUGCUUCUUGCAGACAUACCGUACGUCAACGAAUUAAUGUUAGAACUACAGUGUACCAUCGGGGGACAGAGGGAUGGACUAAUGGUUCCACCACAUGUCCUCAUGCACAUGUUGGAUUUUCUAUGCAGUAGACAUGUUGACUCGGCACGAGCACAGACAGCUUUAGAUGCCUUAUAUACCUUAGUGAAUUAUGAUGAGGGGAAGUACGUACCCGUACAUCUUAAAGACAUAUCAUGGCAGAUCCUUGGGAUUUGUCAGCAGAUUUCGGGGCCUUCGAAUCUCGAGGCUGCUCUGUGCUCUUACCAAAGGUCACUCCGAUAUGAAUUCAAUAAAAUACAGAUUGCUACACUGACGAGAAUACUGGGCUUCGUAAUCAAAAACAAGUCCCACCCGUUGCUGGUCAGUCGAGGAACAUAA